Messenger RNA from Betta splendens (Siamese fighting fish), 1131 nucleotides. It is a transcript of the gene tatdn3l, whose product is annotated as putative deoxyribonuclease TATDN3. The record is from RefSeq and is a predicted model, not a curated record. Lineage: Eukaryota; Metazoa; Chordata; Actinopteri; Anabantiformes; Osphronemidae. The transcript has 10 exons. The coding region runs from base 146 to 958 and encodes 270 amino acids. Gene Ontology annotation, molecular function: hydrolase activity, acting on ester bonds.
UGUCUUUGAUACGCUGUCACGCCGCCAACCUCCAGCCAAUCAGAUUUAGGAGAGCGCUCCGACCGCGUGACUUGUUAACGCAUGCGCAACUUAACUUUCAGCCGGAAAAGGCUUUUGUUUUGGGUUUGAGCUUUGCGCUGUUCCCAUGCUGAGGUUUAUCGACUGUCACUGUCAUAUCUCUGCGGGGGAUUUUGACAAGGACAUAGAUGGCGUGAUAGAGAAUUCAAAAAAGGCCGGAUUGUUGGCACUACUGGCUGUGGCAGAACAUGCUGCGGAAUUUGACAAGAUCAUCGCGUUGUCACAGAGGUUCCCAGGUUUUAUUUUCCCCUGCUUAGGAGUCCACCCUGUUCAGGCAGUUUCCCCUGAGCAGUCGAGGGCUGCUUCUGUUCAGGAUUUGGAUGCUGCGCUACCUAUCAUAGAGAAAUAUAAAGACCAACUUGUGGCUAUUGGGGAGGUUGGUUUAGAUUUUACACCCAGGUUUAUCAGCAACGAGUGUGAUAAAGAGAGCCAAAGGCAGGUCCUCAUUCGUCAGGCGCAUAUAGCCAAAGAACUGGAUCUGCCUCUAAAUGUUCAUUCACGGUCAGCUGGAAGACCCACUAUCCACCUCCUCAAAGAGCAAGGUGUCGAUAAAGCCCUUCUUCAUGCUUUUGAUGGGAAGCCAUCUGUUGCCAUGGAGGGAGUGAAGGCUGGAUAUUUCUUUUCUAUUCCUCCAUCCAUAAUUCGGAGUGAACAGAAGCAAAAACUUGUUAAACAGUUGCCGUUGGAGAACAUCUGUCUGGAGACUGAUUCACCUGCGCUGGGUCCAGAGAAACAGGUGAGAAACGAGCCAAAGAACAUCUCUAUAUCUGCCGAGUACAUCAGUAAAAUUAAAGGAGUGUCAGUGGAAAAGGUGAUGGAGGUGACGACGCAGAAUGCGCUCCGACUCUUCCCAAAGCUGCAGCUGGCCAUUCGGCCCUGACACGUCUGCUUAUUUAUUCAGAUAAAAAUAUUGGUUAGCCGCAGCUUUAUGUUGUCAUUGUGAUCAUUGUGAAUUUUUUAAAGUGUGUGGCAGAGGUUCAAGCAAGUUUAAUAAAAAUUAUUCGUCUCCAUGUAUGAUAAUCUCAAAUAAAUGAAGAUGAAAUAAUAAUUUAA